Messenger RNA from Knipowitschia caucasica, 315 nucleotides. The record is from the annotation of a GenBank genome assembly. NCBI's taxonomy places the organism in Eukaryota, Metazoa, Chordata, Actinopteri, Gobiiformes, Gobiidae.
AUGACGCAAGUAUCUGACGCAGUGAACCCUGGCCUGUCCUCCGCUCCACCUCUGCCCAUUCACAUGUCUGUGAGCGAGCUCCACUCGGCUCUACUCACGGCCCCACUGCCUAAUCGCCUUAACACCGUCAGGGGGGCGGGGCGAAGCCUGACCGACACUUUCCACCUCUCCCCACCCACUCUCACUUACGCUCAUUCCCAGGACUCUACUCUGCACACACUUUGGAACCCUCCAUGGGCUGCUGCACGUAUGGCCGCCCCGCUGUCCCCCAGGAGCGCUCCGGAGGUGGCCCGCGUCCAUAGGGGAAUGUCAUGA